Molecule: messenger RNA, 354 nt
Organism: Echinostoma caproni
Lineage: Eukaryota; Metazoa; Platyhelminthes; Trematoda; Plagiorchiida; Echinostomatidae
Source: the annotation of a GenBank genome assembly
AUGAGUCGGUCCACAGACGGAACCCGCCAUUACCGGGACACCCAACGGGCGAAGGCCUCUCCACGUGACGUGACCGCGCGUGCUUCGAAUUUCGGAGUGAAGCGUUCCGCUGUAGAAUUAGGCCGACAAGAGAAGGAAACAAUCGAGAGUCCAAUUUGCUGUUGGAAAAUUAGCGGAAGCGCAAUUUGUACCGAGCCUUUAGCGCUGGAGAUCGGAACUCUAAAUCUGGGAGCCACACCUGAGCGGAACCCGGGUGGCAGGACCAACGUGACGAAUUCCCGUCCAGGUGAGCUACUAGUCUACAACAUUUACUGCCGAGAGGACUACCCAGAGUAUCAUCGAUACUCAUACUAG